Messenger RNA from Hordeum vulgare subsp. vulgare (domesticated barley), 984 nucleotides. Its product is annotated as ethylene-responsive transcription factor ERF073-like. The record is from RefSeq and is a predicted model, not a curated record. The transcript has 3 exons. Gene Ontology annotation, molecular function: DNA-binding transcription factor activity; DNA binding. Bases 1 to 984 code for a protein of 327 amino acids. NCBI's taxonomy places the organism in Eukaryota, Viridiplantae, Streptophyta, Magnoliopsida, Poales, Poaceae. Gene Ontology annotation, biological process: ethylene-activated signaling pathway; regulation of DNA-templated transcription.
AUGUGCAGCGAUGCAAUCCUCGCCGAGCUCAUACCGAGCGCGCCGGCAAGGCGCAUCUCGACGGUCCACCUCUUUCCCAAGCAGCGGAGGGUCGACAGCUUCGAGGCUGCUUUCAAGCGCUUCGACGAGGACUCUGAGGAGGAGGAGGUGCUCCAGUGCGCGGGUUUCGAGUUUGGCGCCCACAGGCAGCCGGCAGCGAGGCCGGCGCAGUUCAGAGGCAUCCGGCGCCGGCCGUGGGGCAAAUGGGCGGCAGAGAUCCACGACCCCAUCAAGGGCGUCCGGGUCUGGCUCGGCACCUUCCCCUCCGCCGAGGCCGCCUCGCACGCCUACGACGCCGCCGCCCGCAAUUUUAGCGGCGCCAACGCCAGGCUCAACUUCCCCUCUUCGUCCACGAGCGCACCCAUGCGCCGCGUGGCCGCGAAGGCGACGCCAUGCCUUGUUGUUGACCUCGUCGAUGACGAAGAGGAUGAUGCCGAAGCAGUUGAUGCCGGCGGGAUGAGCUCCGGAUCCAGCGGCACCCUGCCAGUCUUCUCAUGGCAGGGCAGGUCCACGUCCAACGAGAUCAUGGCGCAAUAUGUUCAUGCUAAAGUGGAGUCCGGCCAGUCCGUCGUCGACCUAGGCAGCGCCAAGAAGCGGCCCCGGCUUGAAGCCGACGCGGUUCUGCCGGCGGUGUCCGACGAUUCCGCCAACAACCAACUGUUAGACCCUUUCCUGUUUGACCAAUUCAGUUUCUUGAACAGCAGCUCGUACGGGUGGCUAGAUAGCCUGUUCAGCGCCGAUGUCGCGAAGAUCGAUGACGGGCAGCUGGGGUUAUGGACCUUUGGCGACGAUGACCAUCUCGCCGAGGACAAAGCUCGGCGCGUGCAAGGUGUCGCGUCGGCCCUCGCCUUCGGCGACAAGGUUGAGGAGUGGCGCUGCGAAGCCACUGUACAGGAGCGCAUCUAUAUCGAACUCUCCGACGACGACGACGACGACGACGACUGA